This is a messenger RNA of Symbiodinium necroappetens, 1014 nucleotides long. The record is from the annotation of a GenBank genome assembly. NCBI's taxonomy places the organism in Eukaryota, Dinophyceae, Suessiales, Symbiodiniaceae.
AUGUCAGUGGCCGGUCUGGUGCUGGUGUAUCCGCCAAGUCGUUUGAUCAGCCUGCUGUGGCCCAACUGGUCCGUGCCGUUCGGCCUUAUGGCCGGGCUCCUGGCUUUCCCGCUGAUCUUGCGUCUACUUCACGAACAGACAAACCAUGCCUGGUCUCGCGCCAUCAGCGCGGUUGUGAUGACCUGGCUGGGGAUUUGUUUUGUCAUGCUCUGCCUGAUCCUAGUCGCAGAAGUGUUGCUGAUGUUUCCGCUGCCCAGCGAGACCGUCGGGCAGGGUGUUGCAGCUCUUGUUGUCCUUAUCAGCAUGUACGCCAUCUUCAACGCUCAUCGCCUGCACGUUCAUAAAAUCGAGGUCACCGCCAACCAGACAGUCAAUGGCACGCGGCUGGCGCAGAUUUCGGAUGUACAUAUCGGCAGCCGCCAGCCAGGCUUUCUGAAACCCAUUGUGCAGACGGUCAACGCACUCGACGCCGACUAUGUGCUGAUCACGGGUGACCUGAUCGAUAUGUCGAAUAUUGACAUCGACAGCCUCGCACCGCUGGGUGAAAUCAAAGCACCGACCUUGUUCUGCAUCGGCAAUCACGAACGUUACGUGGAUCUGGACGCAAUCUGUCAACGCCUGUCGUCCCUGGGCAUUGAGGUGCUGCGCAAUCGCAGUAUUGAUCGCGACGGCCUGCAAUUCAUUGGUAUUGACGAUGCUGAAAGCAAAUCCCAGGUAGCACGCGAGAUCAAGGCCCUCAACGCUAACCCUGAUGCAUUUCGCAUUCUGCUCUAUCAUCGGCCCGAUGGCGCUGAAGAAGCUGCUGCCUGGGGUGUAGACCUGAUGCUCACCGGACACACCCACAGGGGCCAGAUUGUGCCGUUUAACUUUCUCGUAAAGAAAGUGUUCCCACGCCUGUAUCGGGAUUAUCAGGUGGACGGCAUGUUUUUGUAUGUGUCGCCAGGCACGGGUACCUGGGGGCCUGUUAUGCGGCUCGGCUCCAAGUGCGAAAUUACACUGAUUGAGCUACUGUAA